UCGUUACUAUCGACAUUGAUACCAUACACAAAUUUGUUUGGUAUUUUUGUUAUCGAAAAUAGCAUCCAAAUUAAAAUCUAGCAGAAUCCAGCUGUGCUCUGCACAGGCACACCGACACAUACAACUCACUUCAAUUAUCAUUUGUAUUAUUUUAACAAUUUCUAAUGGAUUUCGUACACGAAGCUGUUGCACUUGGAGUGGACAUACUUAUCCUAGGCCUCUGUGUACGCGAAUAUGUAAAUUACAAGACAACCGCGAGAGUGCUGAAGGAAGCACCGCAAUAUAAUAUUGAUGGCGAGCUUAAAAAUAUUGUAUCGCGGCAACGGGAUAAGAAGAUCCCGUAUGCUGUCAUACGAGGCACAGUUGCCCCGAUUGGUGUGCCACUCCGCAGCUCGUUUGUGCCUAGCGUGAGCGGCGUACUCCAAAUCGUAAAGCUUCAUGAGCAUCGCGUUAUGCGUGCCUUUGCCGGCUUCUGGGCAGAACAGAGAAAAAUGCUGCAUGAGAGCAUCAACGAGAUGCCCUUUGAGCUACGCAAUCAAUCGCACGGCGUAGAAAUUAUAGAUGCGAUGAGUGCAGCUGUAUUGGACGUGGAUGUUGUCUACGAUAACUAUGAAUCGACAUCGCUGUCGUUUUUUGAUCACAUAUUUGGCUUCUUUACGGGUGUAAGGCAGAAGGGAUUGCAAACAACUGAACAAGUACUACGUGAUGGCAGCUUUUUGACCGCCAUUGGCGAACUGGAAAUGGAUGGAGAAACUUUGCGCAUGCAGCCAUCUAAACAGGGCCCGCUAUUCCUUACAACGGCCACAAAAUCAACACUCAUCAAACGUUUCGAGGACGCCAAGUCCUCCAUGCUCUUUAAGAUUGUAUUGUGCAGCAGCAUAUCCAUGGUCUUGCUGGGUCUUAUCGUGCGGAAAAUGUAUCGUAAAAAGAAACAAGAACACGAGGAAGCCAAAAUUCGUAAGCGCCUAGAGGUGGAGCGUCGGGAGCGGCGAGCACGCAACAGGCCGCACACCUUGACCCAAGACCAGCUGUGCGUUGUAUGCUCCACCAAUCCCAAAGAAAUCAUUUUGUUGCCCUGCGGACAUGUGUGCCUGUGUGAGGAUUGCGCCCAAAAAAUCGACAUUACUUGCCCCGUUUGCCGCAGCAAAAUCGACUCAAAGGCGGCUGCAUUUAUUGCCUAAUUGAGUGGAUUUCAGUCGUUAGAUCAACUGUACCUGUCUCAUAAGUAUUUGUUACUUGAGCUCUAAUUAGUGUGCAGUUUACAUUAUUGAUAAAAUUCGUUUCAAGUGUUGAACA
Drosophila hydei is the source of this 1296-nucleotide messenger RNA. RefSeq names its product mitochondrial E3 ubiquitin protein ligase 1 (gene Mul1). The record is from RefSeq and is a predicted model, not a curated record. The coding region runs from base 165 to 1181 and encodes 338 amino acids. Lineage: Eukaryota; Metazoa; Arthropoda; Insecta; Diptera; Drosophilidae. The transcript has 4 exons. Gene Ontology annotation, molecular function: ubiquitin-protein transferase activity. Gene Ontology annotation, biological process: protein ubiquitination; organelle organization.